AUCAUUGAAAUGGCUUCCUUCAACGAACGAUCCAGCUUGAGAUCCACUACUUCCAAAUCUGUUAUUAAGCAAAUUCUGUUGGAUGAACUCUUGGAAGGAGACACUUGUAAUUCCCAAACUGACUACCUGCAGAUGGGUGAGGAUUUCCUGAGCAUGGCAGUAGUAGAUAGGGCAGCAAAGCAGGAGACAGGAAGGAUUCCUGAUUAUGUAGAAAUGACGGUCCCAACUUACAGUGACCCAAUGUUUCGGAGCCAUUUCCGGAUGACUCGGACCUCCUUAAACGAACUUAUUGAUUUCAUUGGGCCCAAAUUUGGGUCAAUGAAAAGUGUCUCCUUGGAGAAAAGGACCCUUGCCUGCAUAUGGUAUCUUGGCAAUAUGGAGACCUUCCGAGGUUUUGCAGACCGCUUUGGUAUCAGCAAAGGAACUUUACAUUUUCUGUUGAGUCAAUUUAGCAACAUGUUUAAGGAUCACAUUUUUUUGCAAAACCUUAUUUCAUGGCCAACAACAGAAGAAAAGUUAAAAGAAAUAUCAGAGAAAUUUUCUCAGAGGGCUGGGUUCCCUAAUGUGGUGGGUGCCAUUGAUGGUACCUAUGUACCAAUCAGUGGUCCCUCUGAACAUAGGGAUUCCUAUAUAUGUAGGAAAGGCUUUCCAGCUAUGCAGCUGCAAGGAGUUUGUGACUCCCAAUUAAAAUUUCUAGAUGUAUUUUGCGCAUAUCCUGGAUCAGUUCAUGAUGCCAGGGUAUACAGAAAUAGUCCACUUUUUGAAGUUGUGCAGAAUUUACAAGCCAAUUUUCAUCUGUUGGGAGACUCUGCAUACCCCAUGUCAACAAACUUGCUGACUCCUUACAGAGACAAUGGUCACCUUACCCUUGAGGAGAAACGAUUCAAUAAUUCUCACAGCUCCACAAGAGUGGACAUUGAGAGAACGUUUGGUCUUCUUAAGGGUAAGUUCAGGAAGCUGAAGUUUCUUGACAUGAGGAAUGUAGAGGAUAUCCCCAGCAUCAUAAUUACUUGCUGUGCGUUGCACAAUUUCAUUUUAAUGCAUGAAGGUCUGGAUGAAAGUGAAGUUGAUAUGGAAGAUACAAGUGUGAGUGUGCAGAGCGAGAAUGAUGUGCAAGAUAUAGUUUCAGGGGCAGAGAAACGAAGAGACAUUAUGGCCCUUCUAUUAUGAAUUUAUGCUUUAAAAAACUGUCAACAUGCCAUUUUGUGGUUCUUUAUAAGUGAGACAAGUGCUAUUAUCAGCAUUCUAUGUUAAUUUAUUAAUGGUAUGUACAUGGACUUUAAUGAGACAAUGGUCUGGCCUGGUGUCUGAAUUUUUUCUUAAAUUCUGAAAAUAUAAAAUAUGUAUAUAUAAGAAACAAUUCUCAUAGUUCAUUCAAUAAGAAAUUGAAAUUGUAUUUAAUGGAAGUAAUUUUGGCUAUAACAUAAAUGAAUAAAUGGUCUAUUAAGGAAUAUAUUUAUGCUUAAAAUGUGUUUGUUUAAGGAACAUUGACCAAUCUUAACUUAUAGACCUCACCCUGCAAAAAAAAAAAUGAUCAGUUCUGGUAUGGGGUCCAUCUGUAAACAUUUUGCAAAUACCCCUUUUUAGCUCACCUGAAAGUUCAAGUGAGCUUUUCUGAUCACCCGUAGUCUGGCAUCCCUCCGUCUGUAAACUUUUAACAUUUUUUACUUCUUCUCAAAACCACUGGGCCAAUUUCAACCAAGUUGGCACAAAGCAUUCUUAGGUAAAGGGAAUUCUAAAUUGUUAAAAUAAAGGGCCAGGUCACCUUCCAAGGGGAGAUAAUCAAGAAAAGGUAAAAAUAAAGUAGGAUCAUUAAAAAAUCUUCUCAAGAACCACUGGGCCAGAAAAGAUGAAAUUUAUAUACAAGCUUUAUUAGGUAGUGCAGAUUCUAAAUUGUUAAAAUCAUGGCCCCUGGGGGUUGGAUGGGGCCACAAUAGGGGAUCAAAAUUUUACAUACAAAUAUAUAGGAAAAAUCUUGAAAAAUCUUCUUCUCAAGAACCAUCGGGUCAAAGAAGUUCACAUUUACAUGGAAGCUUUCUGACAUAGUGUAGAUUCAAGUUUGCAAAAACCAUGGCCUCCAGGGGUAGGUUGGGGCCAUAAUAGGGACUACGGUUUUACAUGCAAAUAUAUAUGGAAAGUCUUCUGAUAUGGACCAAGUUGACUCAGGUGAGCGAUGUGGCCCAUGGGCCUAGUGUUUAUUAAGAACCACAGAACCAAUUUCAAUUACACUUGGCUCAAAGCAUUAUUGGAUGAAGUGCUUUCAAGAUUGUUAAUUUCAUGGAUCAGACCCCCUUGCAAAGGGAGGCAUAUAUUUAUAGGGUUGGAAGAUUUUGAAAUUUUCCUAAAGAAUCAUAGAUUACAUUAAUGAUCAAAUAAUGACCCUGGAGUCAGGAUGGGGUCAAUAUGUAGAAUAAUUUCUUUCACUAUCUUCACGGGAGAAGUAUUAGUGAACAAACUAUCAAAUUUAAUAUUAAAGCAUUAUUAUAUAGUAUUGAAGUUUGUACAAAUGUUAUUUAAUCAAAUUUGGCUGUAUGCCUAUGGUUCACAACAUCAAUCAGAUGCUCUGCAAACUAAGUGUAGUUAUUUACAUGUAGUUGAACUUAGUCAUUUUUUAAAGCAUUUCUUGAAUAGACGGUACCUAUUUUGUGUAAUCAAAUCCUCUUGCACCUCUAACUUGACAUUCCUCAAACUUUGUAUAGUUGUUAUAUAGACAUAUUGAAGAUGUGCAUGUGUCUUUUUGAAAAGUGAUUAGACAUUUUUUUAAAUUUACAUGUAGUUGAACUUGGUCAUUUUUAGGCAUUUCUUCAAUAGAGAGUACAUAUUUUGGGUGAUCUACUCCUUGUACACCUCUAACUUGACAUUCCUCAAACUUUGUACAGUUGUUGUGAACACAUUGAUUUAAAGAUGUACGAAUGUCUUCUUGAAAAUAAUCUGACAGUUUUCAAAAAAUUGUUUAGUUGAACUUUGUAUUUGUUUUAAGCAUUUCUGAAUACACGUAGACGGUACCUAUUUUUGUUAUCAACUCCUCUUACAGCAUUUAUUUGAUCUCCUUCAAACCUUGUACAACUGUUAUGGAAGCAUUGCAAAUGUGCAUGUUUCUUUUUGGAAGUGAUCAGGCAGGCAUUCUUUGAAAAAUUUACAUGUGCAUGAUGAAGUUGAACUUCGUCAUUUUUUUUAAGCAUGGUACAUGUACUAUGUGUAAGGAACUCGUCUUACAGCUUUUACUUAACAUUUUUCAGAACUGUACAUUAUAGAUGUUAUAAAAACAUUGAAGAUAUAUACAUGUGACAUUUUAAAAAUGCUUCUGGUGUUUUCUUGGAAAAAUUCUACAUUUAUUAAAUUUGUCAUUUUCCAGUAUGUUUUCUACUGCUGUUCCUAUGAUAGAUUACAUAUUUUACACCAACCUGGUCAUUUCUGUUCUUGAAUCAUUUUUUUUAGUUUUUUUUUUUAAUACUGGUAUGUUAAAGAUUACUUGCUAUGUCAUUGUUCUUGAAAUUAUAUUAAUUGAAUUGU
Molecule: messenger RNA, 3513 nt
Organism: Ostrea edulis (European flat oyster)
Lineage: Eukaryota; Metazoa; Mollusca; Bivalvia; Ostreida; Ostreidae
Product: putative nuclease HARBI1
Exons: 3
Coding region: 10-1170 (386 amino acids)
Source: RefSeq, a predicted model, not a curated record